UACAUGUUACAUAGUUACAGCGACGCUAUCCAGUUAUUUAGAAUGGCUAACGAUGAGCAACAGCUACAUUUGGCAGUAAGAAACAGAGACAAAGAGAAAAUAGAGAGACUUAUCACCAGCGGCGUGGAUAUAAACUGUAUGUUCUACGGGUGGACACCGCUACAACUCGCUAUACAAAAAGGGUAUGAAGACGAAGCUUUACUUCUGAUAGACAGAGGAUGUGAUGUUCACCUCCACGACAAAAACAGCGCCUCGCCAUUUGAGGACUGUCUACGCAAGAAUCUCAUUAAAGUUCUUACAAAAAUUUUAAACAAAGGGGAAGAUGCGAACACUGUCCUGUCCAAUGGAGAGCCGCCUCUCUGUGAAGCUGUAAAAAACGACAACAAAAACGUAGUUUCUACAUUAAUCAAAGUGGGUAAAUGUAAUGUAAACAUACAAGGAUGCAAUGGAGAAAGUCCUUUGUUUACUGCCGCCAAGUGUGGAUACAGCGACAUCUGUCAUCUUCUACUUGACGCAGGCGCAGACUCGGACUUCGUGCUCCCGUCCAAUCAACACACUCCUCUUAUUACAGCAGCCAGCAAUGACAACGAUGACAUCAUCAAAGUACUGCUAAAGCAUGGUUGUAACGUUAAUCACUGUGACGUCAUGGGGAAGUCAGCACUAUGGCACGCCUACAGCAACAGUAACACAGACAGCAUGAAACUUCUACUGAGGGCGGGCGCUGAUAAAAAUCUCCCCAACUCUGACGGACAGACCAUAUUAGACGACGCCAAGGACGCAGACGACGAUGACGUCAUAGAACUGUUGUCAAAAUUCAGCCAAUCAUGGACCUGAUGUGUUACAAUGCUUUAAUAAUCCAGCCAAUUUGAAAUGUGUUCAUGCUUUUCUUUUUUAAUUAUAGUAUCGUAUACAAUACAAGCCUAUUUAAUUGUUCAAUAUAAAGUACUUUUGUAAUUUGAAAAAUAAAUAUUUUUAUGCGCUCAUUCAAUUGUUU
This is a messenger RNA of Saccostrea cuccullata (small rock oyster), 994 nucleotides long. Its product is annotated as ankyrin repeat, PH and SEC7 domain containing protein secG-like. Bases 4 to 834 code for a protein of 276 amino acids. The transcript is spliced from 5 exons. Gene Ontology annotation, molecular function: protein binding. The record is from RefSeq and is a predicted model, not a curated record. Lineage: Eukaryota; Metazoa; Mollusca; Bivalvia; Ostreida; Ostreidae.